Molecule: messenger RNA, 481 nt
Organism: Loxodonta africana (African savanna elephant)
Lineage: Eukaryota; Metazoa; Chordata; Mammalia; Proboscidea; Elephantidae
Gene: C7H11orf97
Product: chromosome 7 C11orf97 homolog
Exons: 3
Coding region: 1-480 (159 amino acids)
Cellular component (GO): ciliary base
Source: RefSeq, a predicted model, not a curated record
AUGCGGGGGGCGGAGGCGGUGGUGGUGACAGCGACGGCGGCGCCCGAGGCGGGCCGCGACGGGGAGCAGCCUGGGCAGCCGCCAGGGCUCGGGUGCGCGGCGCACGGGGAGCCUGGCAGUGGCGGCAAACAGUGGAAGAAAUUCUUGUAUUGUGAGCCACAUAAGAGAAUUAAGGAAGUGCUGGAAGAAGAACUUUAUAUUAAGAGAGAUGAAUGUCACAUCAAAAAUCCACCUGCAGUGGCCCUGGAAGGGAUUUGGAGCAUUAAAAGGAACCUCCCUGUGGGAAGCUUGAAGCCAGGACUGCCAAGCAGAAACAGUUUAUUGCCUCAAGCCAAGUACUAUUCGAGGCACGGAGGACUGAGAAGUAAGACCCUGAUAUCCUUUACUUUCAUCAAAGCCCCUGAGCUUACUGGGCAAGCAACAAAAGAGUGGCAUCUACCUUUUUUAAAGAUCUCAAUCAAAAUUCAAUCAUCCCUUUAAA